Scomber japonicus (chub mackerel) is the source of this 1613-nucleotide messenger RNA. RefSeq names its product perforin 1.5 (gene prf1.5). The transcript is spliced from 4 exons. The record is from RefSeq and is a predicted model, not a curated record. Gene Ontology annotation, biological process: leukocyte mediated cytotoxicity; immune response. The coding region runs from base 1 to 1572 and encodes 523 amino acids. Gene Ontology annotation, cellular component: membrane attack complex. Lineage: Eukaryota; Metazoa; Chordata; Actinopteri; Scombriformes; Scombridae. Gene Ontology annotation, molecular function: calcium ion binding; pore-forming activity.
AUGCCAGCUGAAGGAUUCCAAAGGGGCAAAUAUGUCCUGUUUAUGUUGGCUUUGCCGGGUAUUUUGGAUGUCCACAGGGUCCAGAGCUGUCGGAUUGGCUCUGGGCCAGAGUGUGAAAAAGCCUCUUUUGUCCCGGGCUACAACCUGGCCGGGGAAGGUUUUGAUGUGGUACGGAUGCGUCGAACAGGAGCAUAUGUCAUCAAUGUUAAAGCUCAUCUGGCUGACAACCACACUUGUACACUGUGUGCAAACCCAUUCCACAUGGGACAGAUUCAGAAGCUCCCAGCUGCAGUACUUGACUGGCGUCCCUUCAGCCGCUGCAGUAAGCAGCUUUCUAGUGCCCUCCACCACUCUGUAGACUCUCUGCUGCGCAGCUCCAGUUCCUUAGUUAACAACAACUGGGAUCUGGGUUUGAGCUUAGAUAAUAUUGGCAAGGCAGUGAUGGGAGGAAGCCGCUCAGACUUGGCCAAGUUUGCUCGUUCGCAGCACAGUGUGGAUAAAGCCACUUUUGCCAUCCAUGAAAUUAGUUGCACCUAUUACAGCUACAGGCUUGCUGACCAUCCCCAGCUGAGCACAGAGUUCAUGAGGCAUCUGAAGAGACUCCCACAGAGUUUAAAUACAAGCCAGAGCAAAGCCCUAUAUAGACGGCUAAUCGACACCUAUGGAACACACUACAUACACCAGGUCCAACUUGGUGGUAAAGUGAAGCGAAUAACAGCCUUUAGGACCUGCCUGGCCACACUGAAGGGCUUCUCGGAGUCUGAUAUCAAAAACUGUCUUAACAUUGAACUCCGCAUGGCUCUGGGUUUCGUCCCUGCCAAUGCAUCCUUCUCCAACAAGUGUGACAACCUCUUGAAGGGCAAUAUGAGCAUGGGUUUCUACCAGGGCUUCAUGACCCAUAAGAUCGAGGUUAUCGGAGGGGAGAGGUACUUCCCUGACAUCCUCUACCAGCAGGAUCCGUCCGAAGCGUACCUCAGCUGGAUGCACAGCCUCCACGACAACCCUGAUGUGGUUUCUUAUGCCAUCUUCCCUCUGCAUCAUCUGGUGGAAGACUCACAGAUCAGUGCUAACCUUAGAAGUACUGUCACAGAGUACAUUAAAGAGAACCAACUGAGGGAUGAGCAGAUGGGUUUCAAAAACUGCUCCCCGACCCCCAACUUGGACCACAACUGCUGUCCGCUUCGGGCAGGCAGAGGAACUCUCAGACUGGACAUCCACAGAGCUGCUGGUCUGAGGGCAGACACCUUCACAAAAACAGAUGCCUACGUUAAGAUCUUCUACAACGGUAUGUACGAGGAGACGGAGACAGUGAUGGACGACAAUAACCCAGUAUGGAAUGCAACUUAUAACUUUGGCUCAGUGGAACUGGGUCAGGAGUUGAGGUUUGAAGUCUGGGAUCGGGAUGUGCUUUACAAUGACUUAGCAGGGAGGUGUCUAAUCUUUCCUGAGCGAGGAACUCAUUCCUUAAGCUGUCAGCUGAAAAGAGGAGUUCUUUAUUUCACCUACACCAUCAAAUGUGAUUCUCACUUGACUGGCUUCAGGUGUGGAAGAUACUCACCCAACGCUGAGUAGAUUAUAAGAUUAAAGCAUGUUGUAGAUGAUAUUAUAGUAAC